Messenger RNA from Phascolarctos cinereus (koala), 3204 nucleotides. The record is from RefSeq and is a predicted model, not a curated record. NCBI's taxonomy places the organism in Eukaryota, Metazoa, Chordata, Mammalia, Diprotodontia, Phascolarctidae.
GUAGCCUCACUCUUCAUUUCCCACAGCCUCUCAGGGUUGUCCUCAUCUCCUGUAGCCAGCAUCAACUCGUUGAUAGGAUCUUCUCUGGACUGCUUCCUAUGAAAACAUUUGGGAGCACGGUGAGCAGAGACCAGUCUCCAAGAGGCUCCGCCCCCCAACUCCUUACCUGCUGCUCCUUUCCCGUUGCCAGCAGACAUGCCCAGCUCACCCAUAUAUUCAAGGCUCUAUCACUUCGUGCAAACUCAUUUCCCCAGGAAACAAGACUUGGAGCCUAGGACUGAGAGCACGGAGGCAACUCCAAAAGAGAACAUUCCGGGAGAAGAGUCAUCCCAGGGGGUGAAAGUAGAAACAUUCAGAGGGGCGGAUCUUUGCCACUCCACUUUUAGGGGAUGUGGGGAAAGAGAGAGCCAGAGAAAGAGGCAGCAGGUAAACAAGGAGAGUGGUGUGAGAAAAAAGACUCAGCAUCAGAAGACUCAAAAUGGAGAGAAAUGUUAUAAAUGUCAUGAGUGUGAACAAGCCUUCACUCACAGUUCAAGCCUUGUUCUCCAUCAGAGGAGUCAUACUGGGGAGAAGCCUUACAAAUGUGAUGAAUGUGAGAAAUCAUUCUCUCGAAACUCAAGCCUUAUCCUGCACCAGAGGAUUCAUACUGGAGUGAAGCCUUAUAAAUGUAACACAUGUGGCAAAGCCUUCAUUCAGAGUUCAACUCUUAUUGCCCAUCAGAUGUUUCAUGCUGGAGAGAAGCCUUAUACAUGCAGUGAGUGUGGGAAAGCUUUCAUUCAAAGGUCAGAUCUUGUUAAGCACCAGAGGAUUCAUACUGGAGAGAAGCCUUAUAAAUGCAGCGAAUGUGGGAAAGCCUUCAUCAAGAGCUCAACCUUGAUAGUACAUCAGAUGAUUCAUACUGGAGAGAAGCCUUAUACAUGCAAGGAAUGUGGGAAAGCCUUCAUUCAGAGGUCAACCCUUAUUGUACAUCAAAUGACUCAUACUGGAGAGAAGCCUUAUAAAUGCAGUGAGUGUGGGAAAGCCUUCACUCAGAAGUCUCACUUAGUCCAACAUCUGAGGAUUCAUUCUGGAGAGAAGCCUUAUAAAUGUUACGAAUGUGGGAAAGUAUUCACCUACUCCUCACAUGUCUUUCGGCAUCAAAGAAUUCAUAAUGGAGAGAAGGCUGAAAAAUAUAAAGAGUAAGAGAUAGCAUUAAUUCGGAAUUUAACACUUAUUGAACAUCUGCUGAAUGAUACUCAAAAUCAGUCCCAGAAAUAUAAAUAACUGGGGAAAGCACUGAUUCAGAAUUCAACCCGUGUGGAACACUUGAGAAUUUGUACUGGAGAGAAAACAUUGACGUAAAGAAUAUAAGAAGUAAUUUACUGAGAACUCAACCUUUGUUAAGUGUCAAAGUAUUCAUACUGAAUAGAAUUUUAUAAAUACAAGGAAUUCGGGGAAGGCUUUUAGUAAAUGCUCAAACUUUAUUCAUUAUCAGUUGAUUCAUAUUGAAGAGGUCUCAUGAAUGUCAUGAGUGUGAGAAAGGCUUCUGUGGCAGUUCGAACCUUGUUAGACAUCAGAAAUGAAUGAAGGAAAAAGCAUUUGUUAAGAGUUUCUUAUGUGCCAACAAACACAGUGCUAAGAGCAAAUACACAAAUAAAUAAAAAGAUAAUUUUUGUUUCUAAGGAUCUUUGAAUUUAAUUGGAGGUGGGAGUACACUUAGAAAGUUCUGCAGUAGGGAGAAUGGAAAGGCACAACAGUUCCCAAGUGUUCACCUAUAGUUCCAGUGGCAAGGUGCAGAAGUCUUUAGCAUAUACCUGGGUCCCUUCCCCGCAAAGAAUGCUCCCAGUAUCGGGAAUAGUGGUGUGGACUCGAUAAAUUGUGAACAAAUAGUUCUUAAGGAAAUAAACCCAAGCUUUUGAUAACCAUUUAUAAAUGCCCCCAGUAAAUCAUUAGAGAAAUGUAAAUUAGGCAACUUUCAGGUUCAACCUCACACCCAUCAGAUGGGUAAAGUUGACCAAAAAAAGGAAAAUGACAAAUGUUGGAUGGGCUGUGGGAAAAUAGGUCCAUUAAUGCAUUUAUUAGUGGAACUAAGUGUGACUGGUCCAGACAUUUAGGAAAGCUAUUUGGAACUGUGAUCUGGGCCUAUACUCCCAAAGACUUUAUAAAAGAGAAUGAGAAGGGACCCAUAUAUACAAAACUAUUUGUAACAUUUCUUUUUGUGGUGGCAAAGACCUGAAUCCUGAGGGAGUACCUGCAAUUGGGGGAUGGUUGAAAACAAUUAUGGCAUAUGAAUGUAAUGGAAUACUAUAUUGCUAAAUAAAAUGAUGAAAGGCAUGAUUUCUGAGAAACCUGACAAGGCAUGUAUGAACUGCUGCAGAGUGAAGCGAGCAGGACCAGGAAAAGAAUUUAUACAUCGUCAUCAUCAUCAUCAUCAUUAAAAAAUGAACGAUUUUGAAAGGCUUAAUAGCUCUGGUCAACACAAUGACCAACCAUGCUUCUAGAAUUCUAGUGAUGAAGAAUGCUGCCCACCUCUUGAUGAAGAGGUGAUAUACUAAAUAUGCAAAACAAGACAAAUAUUUUUAGAAAUUUUUGUUUUUCUUUACUAUACCCCCCCCCCAGAGGUGGGAGGAAAACAAAAAUACUUGCUAGUUGAAAACAGUUUCUGAAAAGGAAUGUGAGAGUGAGUCUAAGGGUCAAAAUAAAAAGAGGAUUCCAGAUUCUUAUUAAUUAGGGAGGAGGUGAAGGUUCAGGGUCUUGCCUAGAGGGGAAAAGUGGGGAAAAGCAUCAACAGACUGGAGUAGAAUUGGGAAAAGGGAGAAAUAGAGUUGUAGUGGACAGAUGUUUUGAGACCCUCUAGGCAUCCCUGGGAUGGGAUCUGGGACUUUUUGUCAGUGGGGGAGGUGGAAACAUUGGAGGAUUCAUAUUGGAAUGAAUUCAUAGAAAAGUAAUAGAUGUCUGAAAGAUUUCUCAUACAAUAACAACCUCACUCAUCAGAGGAUUUUUGUGUGUGUGUGUGUGUGUGUGUGUGUGUGUGUGUGUGUGUGUGUGUGUGUGUAGGUAGGUAGGUAGGGAAUGGGGUUUCGGAACUAGCCACCUCUAACUUAGGUUAGUUUUAUAUUUAUAUGAAUAUAUAUGCAUUUGUUAUUUUUCUGUAAGUAAUAUGAUACAUUUGGGGUUUUUUUUGUUUGUUUUGUUUCUUGGAUUCAUUCUAUAACUUUUACUUAA